AUGUCAACAAGACCAUCGAUAAUCAGGAAUAACCAGAAUGAGAUUGGCAACGAGAUGGAGGAUGAGAACGAGAACGAGAACGAGAACGAAAACGGGAAUGACGAGGGAAAGCCAUUCAUUUUCGACCAAAACACACACUACCAUCCAAACUAUCCCAUCUCUACCGUCAUGAACCAGGUCUCGUCUCAAAAUAUCACCGUGGCUGCUUUCAAUGCGAUUCGUUCAUCAAUUCCCAUCAAUCUCAAGCCACCCCCACUAUCUUCAUUCGUCAAACUUCCCUAUGGUAAACAACACUCCGUACUUGCCCCAUCCAAUAAACGAUCAGCCCCCUCACCAAUCAAACUCUCUCGAUCCCCAACUAUCCCACUCUCCGACUUUGAUUCAUACCUCGAACAGGUUCAGGUUCACUACGAUCGCUGGCAACAAAACCUCGCCACUAACUCGAAAGCUAUCAAGUCUCUUCACCCAAAUCAUUCUACCGAUCUUCUCGUCAACCCAACCAAUCAAUCCGAUCAUUCAUCUGCCCAAGCACUUCAUCCAAGCCCUUCUCUCCCUUCACUCUCUUCAGUUCCACAUGUAUUCUUCGAUCAGAAGUUCUCUCUCAACGAUCCUCUUACGUUCGAUCUGUUAACCCAGCAACCAUCUCAAUCAAGCCCAAUCACCAGUCCCACCAAAUCAGACCUUCUUGACUCGACUCAUCCCAAACCUAGUACCUCAUCAACCUCCUCUAACACUGAUUUGACUACCGACCACAUCCUGCUCGACAAAUUGUCUCACUAUCUUGAUCUUGUUGAACUUCAUCUAGUCCAAGAAAUCAGUCUGCGUAGUUCCGACUUUUUCUCCGCUCUCGGUAACCUCCAAGCACUGCACGCCCAGACUUCAUCCUCCGUCGCCCAGAUCGAGGCACUCAAAAAUCAACUCGAUCAACUCAAACAGACCGUGUCCGAUAAAGCAUUGAAAAUCAUCAGAUAUGGUAUUCGGCGUAGGAAUAUCACCAGUAUUGAACUUGCCCUAACCAAACUCAACGAUGUCUGGCAAACCGUACAUGGAAUAGAGGAACUGAUUCAGAGUGGUGAAUGGCAAUCAGCGCUCGGUCUAAUCCAAGAUUUAGAACAACUUUGGCAUUCAUCCACCGUACUUUCCUCAGCAUCUUCUCACCAAUCGACCGAUUCCAACCAGUCUUCCGUCCCCCCACCCGCUCCCCCAAUCAAGCUACGGCUAAGCAAACUCAAAGCCCUCGCAGCCCUCCCCAAACGCCUGUCGGUCUUUCGUAGUACCAUCUCAAAGGCCUUGGUGGCUGAAUUGAGCUCGAUUCUCUCGCAUGACCUCAAAAUUAAUCUUGCAGAAUUCGCUAGUAGUCAUUCACUAGACCAACCUCAAUCAUUCGAUCUCAAAUCUCCUAUGUCUAGCCCUUUGUCAUCUUCACAUCCAAACGGAUCACAAACUCGUGAUCGUUUGAAAAGUCUGACCCAAGUGAGACUAAAAGAAAGGGUCCGCUCUACGUUCGAUGGACUAGUAAGGGCAGGUGGAAUGGACAAAGCUUUAGGUGCUUGGAAAGAAAGCGUGAUCAAACAGAUCAGAGAAAUUGUCAAGAAUGCUCUGUCCGAUGUGAUUGAAGGCGAUCUGGAUGAUAAGGACGAUUCAUCCGAUAUUUCACAGUUCAACUCGAAAGACAAACGGAAUGCACUGUCCGACAAGACAAUCAGUUUGGCCCGGAACCUUAAGGCUCUCAAACACGAAGAUUUCUUGAAGAUUGCUGAAAAAACAUAUCGUGAUUUGUUAGGGUGCAUCGAACUGGUUGACACUCAAUCACAAGCAUUACUCGAACUAACAGAAGAGUUCAAAACUCAAACUAGUCCAGUAACUUCAGAUCUUCCGGUAGAUCCACCUGCGGACUCAAACCCAGCAAUCAAUCCUUCAGGUCUGGAGCCUAUUGCUACUGAUGCCGAUCAAUCAAGCACGGUAUCGGCGAUCGAUGUGGAGGCAUUCAGUCUAAAGCUCAAUGAAGUUGUUCAAUCUUCGGCCGAGUUGGCGAAUGCCCGGUUUGCAAAAGUGAUUGGCGUCAGAACGGAAGUACACGCCCAACUGAGUUUUACCGAUUUCUUUGCGAUAUUUGAUGCUAGUUGGCGUUUCGUAGUUCAGUGCGAGGUGAUCAGUCGACGGAUGAUCAUAGCCCUCAGAGGAGUCAUGGUCAAUCAAGCCAAAGCCUUCUUGCAGAGCUUCCAUCAGAAUAAGAUCACCGAAAGUGCUAAGAUUGUCGAGCAGGAGCAAUGGACGCCGGUUGAGGUACCCAACCAAGUUCAACAGAUUGUCAACUCGAUCAUCAGAAGUGCUAUGGAGGACCCAAAAUCACUUGUUAUUAAUCGAAAUCUGUCAAACCUGCCCGCUGAAGAUGAAAUCGCUGAACCUAAUUCAUCGACUAAGUUACUUGAGAUCGAAGGUACUUUCUAUCAUCCCGUUAGUGCCAGCCUACAGACUAUGAAGACUCUUGCAGAUUACUUGCAGGUAGUCGUAAAUUGUUCACUCUUGACAACAGACUUAAUGGGAAAGAUUAUCGAGUUCUUGAAGGCGUUUAAUUCUAGAACUUGUCAAGUUGUGCUCGGUGCCGGCGCUAUUCGUUCGGCUGGUCUCAAGAACAUCACUGCUAAACAUCUUGCUCUUGCAUCCCAGGCGCUCUCGACGAUGAUCAGUCUGAUACCAUAUAUCCGAGAAUGUCUACGACGUCAUCUGAAUAUGAAACAGGCCGUGAUGCUCGUAGACUUCGAUAAACUGAAGAGGGAUUACCAAGAGCAUCAAAAUGAGGUUCAUGCCAAGUUGAUAUCCAUCAUGGCUGACCGACUUGGGGUGCAUAAACAAACUUUGGAAGCAAUGGAUUGGGAAAAUAUUGAAACUACUUCAUCUGAUCAAGUUCUUGGUCCCAAUGCAUACUUGGAAAGCUUACUGAAAGAAGUUGGUACUCUUCAUCGGGUGCUUGGUCGGUAUCUAUCAGCAUCUACUCUACAGCACAUCUUAUCACAAGUAUUCAUGUCUAUUCAUGGGGCCCUUCAUGAAGAAUUCAGCAAAGUCGAACUGAAAUCUACUCAGGCAAAGGAAAGAUUGUUACGAGAUGCACAAUAUUUUUCGACCAAGUUAGUCGAGUUGAAGGCAUCUGAAGAUUGUCAAGCUAGUGGGAAGUCACUCGAAGAAUUAGUUCAAACUAGAUUUUUCCCUAAAGCAGGAGUACCGAGCAUCAAUGGUAAUGAUCUCAAGGGUCCAGAUGCGGCACAGUAUCCAUUACCACCUUCUCCUCUAGCCGAGCGGAGCUCAAACUUUAGGGCGAAGUUCAGGUUCUUGUCGCCUCGUGGGAGAGCAGUUGAUUUGUCGGCCUCCUUACUGGCCGAGGUUACCAAUGCAGCUACAUCGCCUACAUCUGGGGAAGCAACGAGGAUAGUGUCUCCGGUGGGUUCUGUCCUCGAGGCUGAGAUCGACAUUGACGGAAGCAAGCCCUCGGACGGCUCCGCUAUAGCCCAUCGGGAUACAUCCCAGGAAAGGUCGGAGGCGGUUAAAGAUGGAUCGGGAGAGCCGGAUCCAAGUGCUCAGGAGCUGCCGGCACUUCAAACCAAUCCAUCUUCGGCACCCCGGACUCCGGAGCCCAAAGACGAAGUCCCAGCCGUUGCUGAGCCAUCAUCUCAUGAGGCCUCCGUUCCCUCACCGUCGACUUCGGCGGCUUCUCGUCCGCUCAAACUCUCCCUCAGUCAACGUCUUGCUGCCUUGGCUUCCAGUCGUCGUGGUAGCCAGCCCUCCAUUGUGACUUCUCCUCUACAAUCUGGGCUAUCCACCACUCCUGAACCUUUGGCUUCUGAAGAUACUCACAAAAAUAACGAGACGGCUGAUUCAUCAGCCUCCUUACUGGCUGGGAUGACCAACGCAGCCAUAUCACCUACAAUCGGGGAAGCAGCGAGGACAGUGUCUCCAGGGGGCUCUGUCGUCGAGGCUGAGACCAACAUUGACGGAAGUAAGCCAUUCGACAGCUCCCCUAUUACUCAUCAGGAUACAACCCAGGAAACGUCGGAGGGGGCAAAAGAGGCAUCGGAACAGCCCGUACCUUCGGAUCCGAGUGCUCAGGAGCUGCCGGUGCUUGAAACCAACCCAUCUUCGGCACCCCGGACACCGGAAGCUAAAGACGAAGCCCCAGCUGGUGCUGAGCCAUCCCCCCAUGAUCCAUCUGUCCCUGUACCGCCAACUGCAGUUGCUCCUCGCCCGCCCAAACCUUCCCUCAGUCAACGUCUUGCUGCCUUGGCUUCCAGUCGUCGUGGAAGCCAACCUUCCAUCGUCACUUCUGCUCCCCAAACUGAUCUGUCUUCUACUCCUGAAGCUUUAACUUCUGAACCGACUUCCAAAAACAUCGAGACCAUCGAGAAAAACAAUGAGACAAUCGAAGAAGAUAGUGAGGCAAUCGGAAAAAACAAUGAGACAAUCGACAAAAACGAUGAGACAAUCGAAAAAAACGAUGAGACAAUCGACAAAAACAAUGAGACAAUCGACAAGAACGAUGAGACAAUCAAACUUUUAAAAGAAAAAGAAAAAGAAGCUCGAAAUGCUGAAGCUAAUCCUGGUCUUUUAGAUCCUGUUAAUUCGAAAGGAGAAGAUGAAGAUGAAGGAGAUGAUGGUAUAGAAACCGAAGAAGUAAAUUUGAUCGACAACUCUUUGAUUUCAGUACAUGAAGAAUCCAAGAUCGAAGCCAACUCUUCGUCCGAUUUCCCCACCGACUCCCAUGAAAACCCUUCCGCAACCUCGGAUCCUUCUGGACUCAUUCCUACUGCUCCUCCUCCUCCUCCUCCUCCCCCUGCUCCACUGCUUCCUCCGGCACCUAGAAUACCACUCAAUCAACGGCUGGCUGCUCUUGCUUCUAGCCGUAGAAAUCCCCCUCCUCCUCCUUCUGAGUCGUUAUCUUGAUUCUCUCUCUCUCUUUAUCCCUCUCUGUUCUUUAAUGUUUUUAUAUCAGGCUUUUUUUUCUUCUCAUCUCUUCCUGUCAAGGUUCCCUCUCAACAUAUAUUGUUAGACCCCCCCCCCCCUC
This is a messenger RNA of Puccinia graminis f. sp. tritici CRL 75-36-700-3, 5056 nucleotides long. RefSeq lists its product as uncharacterized. Gene Ontology annotation, biological process: retrograde transport, endosome to Golgi; Golgi to vacuole transport. Lineage: Eukaryota; Fungi; Basidiomycota; Pucciniomycetes; Pucciniales; Pucciniaceae. The record is from RefSeq and is a predicted model, not a curated record. The coding region runs from base 1 to 4935 and encodes 1644 amino acids. The transcript has 7 exons. Gene Ontology annotation, molecular function: syntaxin binding. Gene Ontology annotation, cellular component: GARP complex.